Messenger RNA from Labrus mixtus (cuckoo wrasse), 2730 nucleotides. It is a transcript of the gene rab42b, whose product is annotated as RAB42, member RAS oncogene family. Gene Ontology annotation, molecular function: GTPase activity; GTP binding. The record is from RefSeq and is a predicted model, not a curated record. The transcript is spliced from 3 exons. Bases 353 to 1018 code for a protein of 221 amino acids. NCBI's taxonomy places the organism in Eukaryota, Metazoa, Chordata, Actinopteri, Labriformes, Labridae.
AGAAAGUCCACACCCCUGCACACACACUCACACAGCACACUCAUGCCCAUGCUUACAGUAGCGUUUGAACUCUCAUAAGAGCUGCCGUGAUACUUGGAUCAACUUCCUGGCGCAGAUCUUUUUACAUACCUGCCUUGGAGGAUGGAUAAACCAUCAUCGGAACGUGAGAAAGAGACUUGACCUGGAGAUAUCUGUGGCAUAAGAGUUUGGGAUGACUUCAGACAAAGACUUCUCUGCUGAUUGUGAGAUUCAUAAGGAGUGGCUGCUGUGGUUCCUCAACAUUUGGAGCAUUAAAGACAGGAAACCAAGUGGCUGGGAGGUGGUUUGGACUUCAUAGCCUUUUACAGCAACAAUGGACCUGACUUUGUGGCAGUACCAGUUCAGGAUCAUCAUGCUGGGGGACUCCACGGUGGGGAAAUCGUCUCUGCUGAAGCGUUUCACUGAAAACUUGUUCCUUGAGUCCAUCAACCAGACAGUGGGUGUGGACUUCUACGUUCACUUCCUGGAGGUAGAGCCGGGCGUGCGUGUGAAGCUGCAGUUCUGGGACACAGCUGGACAGGAGAGGUUCAGGUCUGUGACCCGUUCUUAUUACCGCAACUCGGUCGGAGGCCUGCUGGUGUUCGACAUGACCAACAGAGCCUCCUUCGACCACGUGAAGGAGUGGCAUGCUGAGGUGUGUGAGCGAGUGCAGCCUUACAGGGUUCUCUUCAUCCUGGUGGGCCAAAAGAGUGACAUAGAUGCUGAGGGGGGGAGGGUGGUGAGUCGGGAAGAGGCCGAGAAACUGGCCAAACAGCUCGGGGUGCCCUAUGCUGAGGUCUCUGCAAAGACAGGCCAAAACGUGAAGGAGGCCUUCGAGCUGCUCACUCGGCGGGUCUACCAGGGUCUGAUGAGCGGAGAGGUAGAAAUGCUAGAGGGCUGGGAUGGAGUCAAGUGUGCUACUCCACAGUCCCUGCAGGCACAGAGAGCCCACCUGGCACAGGCUGACACGCCACCCAGGAAUACCAAGAAAUGCUGUUAAUAAACUGUCGACUAAACUGGUGCUUAGCCAUUUGGACUCUUGUUACUGAACCCAAAACCUGCCCACAGGAAACUGGAUUAAUUGGGGAUUUUGACCGUAAUAACUGGACCCUCGUGAAAAAAUUAUUUGACAUCUCUGAAAUUAGCAAAGUUUUGACUUCGGGAGAAAAAAAGUGUAAUGAUGGUUUUUUUUAGAAAUGAUGUGAUCUCUCACAUUGAUCCGAACUAAAACACCUUUUAAACUUAAAAUCUAUGAGAUGGAUUGCUGUGACAUUUGCAGACACGUGUCGUGGGUAAUAAGAGGACUGAACUCUUCUGAGUUUAAGAAAUCCUCUUGUUUGUCAUAGGACCCCCGGCAGGAUGACACAUUUACUGCUGUCAGUUACUGACUCUUCAUUUCGCCCUAUCAUUAAGCCAAAAUUGCCAUUUUCAAUAGUUGUUAAACAGCUGCACUUAGUGUGAAGAGCUGAUUGGUGGGUGUUUGUAUUCUAAUGCGCUGAACAACAAUGUACCAGGAUAAUAUUACAUGCUGGCCAUCGGCCUGUUACAGGAAGCUCAAAGUGCUUCACAAGCACCUUAGCUUUGGACUUAAGCAUUGUUUAUUGCAAAAAAAAAUGUGCUUUUGUAUUUAUUAGACUUUGAAAAAGUCCACAAAGAGGUUAACGAUUGUGUGUAAGAUUCUUGGCAAGACUUGUACGUACUAAUUAAAUCAUUGCAUGUCUUGGUUUAGACAGGGGGCAGCAUCAUAUUCAUCAUUACUUUUAAUCUACAAGAAUUGUACACACUUAAAUCCUCUGACGCAGAUUUUUGGACCCUAAAACCUGCCAGUGAAUCAUUUCUUGUGCAUGUGGCUCCCACUGCUAUUUUUCUCCUAACAGCCAUAAACUGCUCAGAACUUCUCUCCUCACUUUGGUCGUUACUCGUCAAGGUCAUUGGUUUAUUUCUGGGAGUCACAAAAAUAAGUUUCGUGACAACUUUACAAAAACAAAAAAUCAAUCUCUUUCCUGGUUUCAGUACAUCAGAGGGCAGUCCUUGUAUAUAUUGUUCUGUCAAAGGUUGGUGGAAGUUAAAGUUCGGGGUCCCCUAGUUGACAUUAUAGAAACAUCAUUCCAGGCCUCUAUGUGAAUUUAUGGUUUUGGCCUGAGUGUUUGUCUUAAAAAGGCUUUUUUGUAUUACUAAUAAUUGCACAAUAUCCUGCAAGUGAAGUGAGUGUUUCUGUGUGCUGUCGCUGAAAUUAAAAUAAAAACUCUGGGGCACUUUUGGAAAAUGUUCUUCAGAAUUAAUGUGGCUGGUUUCCAUAGCAAUUACUGUUCAUCUCACAAAUAUAAAGCCUCUUGUAUUUCUGCAACCAAAACAGACAGUUGGUACAGAAGGCUGUCUCUUGACUGGAAGGUCAGAGGUUCGAUCCCCGGCUCCUGAAGCUACACGUACGAUCCAAUUAACCCCAAUUUGCUCCUGCUGCUUCGUCGGCUGCAUAUGUGUGUGAAUGGAUUAGUUAAUACUGAUGGUCACUUCACAGACCUGCCUUCACUCUGUUUUAUGAGUUGGUGUGAAUGUGUAACCUGCGGUGUAAACGCGCUUUGAGUAGUCAUGAGACUAGAAAAGCUCUAUACAAGCUCAAGUCCAUUCACAAUGUUGUAUUGCUACUGAAAGACCCUCAGUCUGAAGGUUCCCCCACAGGUUAACCUUUGUGUCUGUAGACUGGAUCCCCUC